Rhizophagus irregularis DAOM 181602=DAOM 197198 is the source of this 2193-nucleotide messenger RNA. RefSeq lists its product as uncharacterized. Lineage: Eukaryota; Fungi; Glomeromycota; Glomeromycetes; Glomerales; Glomeraceae. Gene Ontology annotation, biological process: protein phosphorylation. Gene Ontology annotation, molecular function: protein serine/threonine kinase activity; ATP binding. Gene Ontology annotation, cellular component: cytoplasm. The record is from RefSeq and is a predicted model, not a curated record.
CUUCAAUCUGUACUAAUAAGAAUAACUAGAAAAUUUAAUCUAUAUUAAUUCGGAAAUUUCUAUAAACUCAAUCAUUAUAUUUGGAAUUUCAUUUAAUCUUUAUGAUCUUAAUGGCUAUUUGGGAUUUCAUUCAAACUUUAUAAUCUUUAUUUAUGUCAAUUCAGAAAAGCGCCGAGCCGAAAAAAUGCCAAGCCGCCAAUUUAAAUUCUAAGAAUUUCUUUGUUUAAUCAAAUGUGUGUAUAUAAAUCCAUCAUUUUUUUCGAAAAAAUAAACUAUUUUUUAAAAUAAUUUUUUUUUUUACGACAAAAAUUAUGUCCAAGUCCAAGUGGUUCUGUUUAAAAAAAAAUUCAGAUAAUGCAAGCAUUCAAAGCUCUAUUUCGUCAUCCACCUCUAAUAAAACAUUGGCGGUAAAUGAACUAAAAAUUAAAGCAAGAGAGAAGGCUGUAUCCAAAAAACUCAAUGACAUCAAACGUUUAAUGGAAGUUGAUCUUUGUUUUGUUUUGGACUGCACCGGAACUAUGGGGUCUCAUAUUAGCGCUGCCAAAGAUUGUAUUUUACAGGUUUCUAAUUAUGUUAAACAUAUAAAUCCAAAUAUUAAACUUCGAGUUGGUUUUUGUGGCUAUCGAGACCACGAUAAUGGAAUUGAUCGUCUACUAGUUUUUGAUUUCACCGAUCAGUAUGAGCAAUUUACACAAUAUAUGCAAAAUGUAACUCCUAUUUAUAAUCUCGAUUUAGCGGAAGAUGUUCUUGGAGGUCUUAAUGCAGCAGUAACCCAAAUGAAUUGGCAAAAUAGUACUAGAGUUCUUCUUCAUAUUUGCGAUUAUCCACCACAUGGUCGACGUUUUUCAUACUUGAAGGAUAAUUAUCCAAAUGGUGAUCCAUAUGGUUUAACCGCAGAAGACGUACUAGGAAGAAUGCAAUCAAAUAAUAUUCUUUAUUUUUUUGGUAAAAUUACGAAUCAUACUGAUAAAAUGCUUGAAAUAUUUCAUGAUAUAAUUGGGGAAUUUCCAGUAUUUGAUCUUGUAGGAGGAGAUCCACUUGUAUUAAUUAAUAAAUUUAUUCAGGCCACCUCAUCAUCUAUCACUUAUGCUGUUUCAUUAACUAGUACCAUUGUAAGCAGCUCCAAUGAAAUAAAUUCAAUGCAACGAAAAAAAAUUAUUAUGAAUCCAAAUGUACCCGAUUGGAAUACUCUUUCAUUACAAAAAGGAAUAGUUAUGUGGUAUCAUAUUCCUAAAACUCUGGACGAACUUAAAAAUCCAAAGUACUUCGACAAAUCAAAUCUCAUUUCUAAAAAUUUCUCCUACAAGGUUGCUUCACAACCAUUUUCUUCAGGUGUUGAAAAAUACGCAUAUUUUGCUCUUGAUGCUAAGAGUGAUCCGACAAAAGAUAUGGUAAUAAAAGAAUAUCUUCAUAUUGGGAAGCGAAACAAUCCUCUUGAAAAGUAUCUUGAAGCAGUAGAAAUCUUUACAGUUGCAUAUUUCCUUUCCACACAAUUUAAUUCGAUCGCAGAACAAAAAAAUAUUCCCAAAGUUAAUUUUCUCAAUGUGAAACUUUUACGUUAUAAUACUUUUUGUUUUACUAAAUAUUAUACUAUUGAACCAAAACUUCAAAAUUCGGAGUAUAAAAGAUUCAAUGCAAACACCGGCGUAAUUACGGAACUUCGACCUAUUCUUGAAGCAUUUGUUCACUUCACAUAUGAAUACACUAAAGGAUAUUUAGUAGUUUGUGAUCUUCAAGGGAUUGAACUUAAUGAUGAUUUCUUAUUAACUGAUCCAGCAAUACAUUGUAUUGAUCCUUUAAGAUUUGGGGGAACAAAUUUCGGUGAAAAUGGGAUCAAACAAUUGUUCUUGGCAAAUCAUAAAUGUAAUGAUAUUUGCAAAAAGCUAGAAUUAAGUCAUGUUAAUAAUGAGUGAUUUAAAAAAUUAGGUAUUAUGAUAAUAGAAAAAUUAUUUUAUAAUUUUAGAAAUUUAUUAUUUAUUUUAUUUGAAAAUAUUUUUAUAGUUACUUAAUUCUAUAAUUAUUCAUGUUAUCAAAUUUAUAAAAUGUAUAACAACUAGCUACGCGCGCGUUUGAAAAGUCUAAAAAACGUGAUAUUCGUCACGUGAAAUAAAGUUUGUAAUAUUCCAUUUAAAUAUAUAUUGGCCUUUUUCAGUUUUAUUAUUUGUUUAGUGUAAUAAUUAUUUUUAAAAGCUC